Molecule: messenger RNA, 468 nt
Organism: Serpula lacrymans var. lacrymans S7.9
Lineage: Eukaryota; Fungi; Basidiomycota; Agaricomycetes; Boletales; Serpulaceae
Exons: 3
Coding region: 1-468 (155 amino acids)
Source: RefSeq, a predicted model, not a curated record
AUGACCACAGCACGCGAUACAUCCGCAUGUCCAGUUCUCACUGGACCCAACAAUUUUCAGAUAUGGAAACUCCGGAUCAUCUCAAAGCUACGUCGGGAAAAAGUUCUCCAGGUUGUUACUGGAGAGGAGUUUAACUCCUCUCCAUGCCAUUACUAUUAUGUAAUCCGUCAUCACUCUAUCACGGGUGAGGGAGGCUAUCACAACAUAAUGGGAUCCGCACCCGUGUACAGUGAUUCUGGACCUUCUGGGCAUGCAACCAAUCAGUAUGCUUUCCAACAUAUUCAACGGAAAUAUCAUUUUAUCCAAGAUGACUUAGUAUCAAAGGGAGAGGCAGUAAUCAGAUAUGUUCCUACAGGAGAUAUGGUUGCCGACAUUCUCACUAAACCCCUCACUCACGAAAAACACUGGAAAUUCUCUAAAGCUAUGGGACUACGGUUGCACUUGAGUGGGAGUGACAAAACCGGAUAA